Messenger RNA from Paramecium pentaurelia, 3864 nucleotides. The record is from the annotation of a GenBank genome assembly. NCBI's taxonomy places the organism in Eukaryota, Ciliophora, Oligohymenophorea, Peniculida, Parameciidae.
AUGAAAAGUAAAGAACUUUGGACUUUUACAAUAGAUUAACCAAAAGAUGCAAAUAGCAAUAUCACUAAUCAAGUUUUUGCAUGUGCAUUUUUAAAAGGUAUGUGAAAUUGGGAAAUAAUCAAAGAUGGUGAUAUUUUUGUGGCAGCAGUAGGGAAUGCGCUUGUUCUUUUCGACACCUACAAAUCUGAUAUGCUGUGUUAACCUCAGAGAGGAUAACAUAAAGAGACUAUCACUUGUUUGGCCACAUCAAAGGAUGGAACUAAAUUAGUAUCUGGAAGUCAAGAUAAAACAGUUGUGGUUUGGAUGUACAAUGGCAACAAAACUGAUCGAUUAUUAGAGCCAGAGAAAUGGUUUUCUCAUAGUGAUGCUAUAUAAUGUGCAGCAAUAAGUCCAUUGUAAUAGUAGAUCUUCACAGGAUCGAAUUAGGAGUAUUCACUUUGGAUUCCUGGAAUGAGUAAUAUAGAGAGAUAAAAGUUUAAGGAGAAGAUUAUUUGUUGUGCAUGGAGUGCAGAUGGAUAAUAUGUAUCUUUUGGGACUAUAAAUGGUAUAAAUAAUUUAUUUGAAAAAUAGGUUUGAUUGUAAUUACAGAUAGACAAGCACAACAUUUGAAAGAAAUCUAGACUCAGAAAGGAGGACCUGCUUGGUGUAUGGAAUGGUCUCCAAUUAAUUCAGAUUACUAAUAGUCUUAACUUACUGUAGGAGUUUGGAUGAAUUCUUUAUAUCAAUUUGAUUAGAAUGGAUAAUAGAUAGGUUCCAGAAUAGAAUUGCCAUUUGAUCCAUUAAAUAUCAAUUUUUAAUAUAAUGGAGAAUAUAUGGCAAUAUCUGGAAAUAAUAAUAAAGUGAAUUUAUACACUAGAGAAGGAGGAUUCCUUUUUGAGGUAUGUUAAUCAUAAGAUUGGAUAUGGUGCACAAAGAUUAAAUCUAAAUCAACAUUAAUAGGUUGUGGUACAAAUGAUGGAUAAGUAUUUAUUUAAGAAUUGAUUUCUGAUACUGUUAUGGGAUUAUAUAAUGAUAAAUUUAUAAGCAGAGAGUAAUUGACUGAUGCUAUUAUAGUGUCAAUGAUUUCAAAUUAAAAGGCUAGGAUAAAAUGUAAAGAGUUAGUCAAGAGAGUUGCUAUUUUUAAGGAGAAAGUGGCUAUUUUAUGUGGAAUCAAGGUGUUAAUUUAUACUUGUGUGAUAAAGGGUGAUGAUUAUAUGAAGUAUAAGCAAUUUAAGAAAUUCUCUAAAAGAGUGGAUUGUGAACAUUUUUAAUUGUCAUCAUCUAAUGUGUUAAUAGGAGCAGGUUAGAAAUUGAUUGCCUUCAAUUUUAAUGGGGAUAUGGAUAGAACAUGGUCAUUUGAAGCAACUAUUAGUUUUGUUAGUAUAUAAGGAGGACCUCCUAAAAGGGAAUUAGUAUUGGUUGGAUUAGAGAAUGGAGGAAUUUAUAAAUUAUUUUUAGAUAAUUCAUUUCCUAUUUAAAUACAUAAAGUAAAUACAUAGAUCAAAUAUUUAACAAUGUCUUAAACUAAAAGAAAAUUAGCUUUAAUUGAUGGCAAUUAGAAUUUAUAAGUUUUAGAUACAAUUACAAAGGAAGUAGUAUUUGGAGAGAUGAGUGUGGAAGGAGUAGCAUUUAAUGAAGAAUUUGAAGAUUUAAUAGCUUAUUCUGGGAAAGGAUUAUUAUUUAUUAAAUGUAUAGCAUUUUAAGCAUUAAAUUAAAAAAUAAAUGGAAAUGUUAUAGGUUUUAAGGGAUGUAAAAUAUUUUUAUUUGAUGGUUCAAAACCUUAAACUAUAGUUAUAUAAUAAACAGCAAAUAUGUAAAAGUAUUUGGAGAAAAAGGAUUUUUAGAAUGCUUUGAAAAUAGCAUGUUUAGGAGUGACUGAAUAAGAUAUAAGAACAUUAGGAAUUGAAGCAUUGAUUGCUGGAGAAUUUGAUAUUGCAAGAAGAGUAUGAAAAUAAUUAUUAAUUUAAUUAGUGUUUUUUGAGGAAUAAAGAUUAUCAAUAUAUUGAUUUAUUAUAAAAAUAUGAGAAAAGGAAUUUGGAUGCAUAAACCUUAAAUGAACUAAAUGCAGAGACUCUUGCUUAUUAAGGGAAAUUCAUUGAUGCAGGUAAUUUACUUAUAAAAGUUGGUUUGGCAGAUAAAGCAGUUUAAUUAUUUAAGGAAUUGAAACGUUGGGAUGAAGCAAAAAGUUAAUAAAUAUAUUUAAAUAAUUAGAUUUUGCAAAGAAAGGAGAUGUAGCAUUUAGAGCAGUGACAUCAGGUGGAAGAACAGGAACUGGAGUUAGAGCACCUACUUCAUAAGGGAGAACAGGCACAAGUAGAGGAUAAGCAGUGAUACCAUAGCCAUAAGAUAUAGCAGCUCCAAAGAUUGAAAUGAAUAUGUUAUUGAGAGAAGAAGCAGAGUGGAUGAGGGAGUCAGGAGAUUGGAAGGCUGCAGCAGAUUUAUUUGUAUAAUGUGGAGAAUUCAAGAAAGCCAUAGAUUUGUAUGGGUAGAAUAAAAAUAUUGAUGGAUUGAUUAAUGUUUGUAGAAUGAUGGAUAGAUAAGACAAUUAAGAUAAUAUUGUUAUAUGUGCAAAUUACUUCAAGAAACUUAAACAUCAUGGAGGUGCUAAGGAAGCAUAUCUUAAAUUGAAUGAUUUAUAGAGUUUGAUGAGUUUACAUGUUGAAUUUGAAAAAUGGGAAGAAGCCUUUCAAAUAGGUCGAUCAAAUAAACAAUUAUUAGAAAUAGUUAAAGUGCCUUAUGCUAAUCAUUUAUUGUAGAAUGAUAGAUAUGAAGAUGCACUUAAAGCAUAUAAAAGUGCAGGUAGAUAUGAUAUUACUAUGAAAAUGACAAAGGAUAUGGCUAAAAAUUGUAUUGAAGAAUAAAGAUAUCAUGAUGCUAGUCAAUAUCUUUGGAAUCUAGCAAUUGAUUGUCUUAGUUAAAUUAAUGAUUAUCAUAAUCCUUCAGGAGAUGAUGUUAAUGCAAUCAGAUAGUAUUAAGACUAUAGUGAUUUAGCUGAUGUCUAUUUUGCUUAUCAAAAAAUACAUAGUUUUAUUGGAGAACCAUUUUAACCUUUAUCUGGAGAGGCUUAUUUCUUAUAAAUUAUGAAUGCUGCUCGAUUCAUUAUAUCUAAAUGGAAAAGCACUUAUCAAGGAAUUAAAAUGAGUUAUGUAUAUUAUUCUCUUGCUAAAUGUGCUUCUUAACUUGAAUGUUACAAAACUGCACGUAUUUGUUAUGAAAAACUAAAUGUAUUAUUUAUAGAUUUAUAAAUUAUAGUCAUUCAAAGUACCAUCUGAAUGGAGUGAAGAAAUUGAUCUUUAAUCUAUGCUUAUUAGAUCUAAACCUUAUACAGAUGAUGAAUCAAGAUUGCCCUUUUGUGCCAGAUGUUAAACAUCAAAUUUAAUGUUAAUGGACAAUUAGCAUUCUUCUUAAUGCAAUGUUUGUCUUCAUCCUCUCUUUUCAUCCUUCAUCAGUUUUUCAAAUCUAUAAGUUGUUGAAUUCAAGGUUGAUCAUUCCUUAUCUAGAGAUGAUGUUGAAAAAUUGCUUAAUUCUGAGAAAGUUAUUUCAAAUAAACGACCUGGAUAACUCUUUUAAGACAAAAUGAAUGAAAUAAUAUAAUAAUAGCAAACAUCACAAGAUCAAUAUUUGGCAGUAGAAUUAGAUGAAGCAACAAUCUAAUCCUUAUCACCUGAAGAAGUCCUUAUUGUUGAUCUUAGAUAAUAUUGUAGAACGAUUGAUGUCAAAUAUUAUAGAAAUAUGAAUGCUUCAUAACCUAUUCAUGUAUGUCCUUAUUGUGCAAGAUUCUUUUUCAUAGAUGAACAUGAAUUUGAGUAUGUUUAAAAGAAGUAUUGUCCAUUUUGUAGAAUUUCUGAUAGAAAACUACCGCAAAAAGAUAUAUUUGAUCUUUGA